Symbiodinium natans is the source of this 1464-nucleotide messenger RNA. The record is from the annotation of a GenBank genome assembly. Lineage: Eukaryota; Dinophyceae; Suessiales; Symbiodiniaceae.
GAUUGCAUCUAUGGGGGAGAACCAGAAGUCGAGAAUAUUGACGAUCAAGUAGAGUUGUGGAAGCUCGCUGGCGCCUACGGUUUGUCAAUUCUUGCAGCCGAGAUUGCGUCAGCAUGGCGAGCAUCGCUGGACGGCGCGAGCGCUCUGAAGCUGCUGCCCCAGAUUUGGUCUCACGAUGAACUUGAUGAUCUCACCUUGCUGUGCGAAGAGCAGCUCGUCCACAACUUCUCGGAAUGCGCUGAGCUCGAGGACUUUGCUCAUUUGACGCAUGAGCAGCUGGGGAGACUCCUGCAAAGUAGUGACCUGAAUGUGACAAGGGAAGAGGCUGUGCUGCAAGGGGUUCUCAAAUGGGUGAACGCCUCAAAAGGAGACAGAACAGCUUUCUUCGGAAUGCUUUUGCAACAGGUGGAUUGUCCGUCACUGUCCUUGAACAGUUUGGAGCAGCUACGUCUUUGGGCCCAAUCUGCUGGCACAGUCGGUCCUGGCUUGAGCAAGUCAGUCAAGAGCGCCAUGCAACUCCACCGAAAGAGGCAAUCUGAUGGCUUGUGGGAAAAACAUUCCCCAAAGAGGCGACGUCUGAAACAUUGGUGUCCGGAUUUGGGUGCAGAUAGCGAACGCAAUUGCCAGGCUGUCACUCCUCAUGUGAACAGUCCGAACUUUGGCUGGCAUGAUGGAGCCUUCUACAUUGCUGACCGUGUCAACAACAGGGUUCUUCGUUGCAGACCAGGCGAGAUGCACAGCCAGAUUGUGGCCGGUUCAGGAGCUUCCAUCAAUGGUUACAACGAGCUGCGAAAACCGGUCUUCGUUGCAGUGUCCCCCGCCGGAGAUCUCUUUGUUGUAGACAAGUGUCACAGAAGCUUCAGAUUACUCAAGUUCGCAAAUAGCGUUGGACAAAUCUUGCUCGAGGUUCCACACCUUCGUGGUUUGGUUUGCUCUCCAAACGGAGUGCUUUACGUUGCUGAUACUGAGAAAAUCCAGCGAUUGGAAGGCUCAGCACUGACACCGGUGAUCGAGCUUCCUUCUAAAUAUCCUAGAAAAGGGACCUUCACCUUCAUGUUUGCCACCAAGGAUGACAUCUACUUUUGUGGUGCGCCAGACAAACGCAUUUUUCGAUUCCGCCCGGGCAGCGCUAGCCCGGCCGUCGUAUCAGACUUUCAGCACGAAGGGGACGUUCACCUGCAUGGUCUGCAUGUCACUGAGCAAGGAAAGAUCUACGUUGCAGACCUGAAGGGAAAACGUAUUCUCGCGUUGAAUGCAGGGGAGACCAGGGGCGUGACAUUGGAGCUCGGACUGCCUGAUGAGGUGAGGCCAGUUGGGGUCAUCGAGCAUGACAAUUCCCUCUACAUCCUGCACUGUGAUGAGGCAUCAAACACGCAGCCCAUUUACCGAUGUCCCCUACCAGAAGCACUUGUGCUGGACAGUUCCUCAACAGUUGGGCGCAGUCAGCAUGCCGAAAAUUGUUGA